Molecule: messenger RNA, 647 nt
Organism: Alligator mississippiensis (American alligator)
Lineage: Eukaryota; Metazoa; Chordata; Crocodylia; Alligatoridae
Gene: ATP5F1D
Product: ATP synthase F1 subunit delta
Exons: 5
Coding region: 40-534 (164 amino acids)
Biological process (GO): proton motive force-driven ATP synthesis
Molecular function (GO): proton-transporting ATP synthase activity, rotational mechanism
Source: RefSeq, a predicted model, not a curated record
CUCGCGCCGCUCGCCCUUGGCGCUCGCUCCGGCCCGGUCAUGCUGCCCGCCCGCCUCCUCGCGCGGCCCGCGGCCCGCGCCCUGCGCCCCCCGCCCCGGGCCCGCGGCUAUGCCGAGGCGGCCGGCGGACCCGUCCAGAUGGCCUUCACCUUCGCCUCGCCCACGCAGGUGUUUUACAACGCGGCCAACGUGAAGCAGGUGGACGUCCCCACGCUGACCGGCUCCUUCGGCAUCUUGGCCGCCCACGUGCCCACCCUGCAGGUGCUGAGGCCCGGCAUCGUGACGGUCUACGCUGAGGACGGCACUGCCUCCAAGUACUUCGUGAGCAGCGGCUCCGUCACGGUGAACGCGGACUCCUCCGUGCAGCUGCUGGCGGAAGAGGUGGCCAGUAUGGACAUGCUGGAUCUGGCCGCGGCCAAGUCCAACCUGGAGAAAGCCUUGUCGGAGCUGAUGGCAGCGCCGGAUGAGGUGGCGAAAGCAGAAGCGCAGAUCAAAGUGGAAGCCAACGAGGCGCUUGUCAAGGCCCUGGAGUGAUUGGGGAAUCCUGUUGCUGCAGAGACCACAGGGAGGCCAACGCAUCCCAGCUUGCAGACGGCAAAGAGAUGGUGGCAGAGAAAUCCCUCGGAUCCAUUAAAAGACAAACCUCA